Drosophila mauritiana is the source of this 1464-nucleotide messenger RNA. RefSeq names its product protein farnesyltransferase subunit beta (gene Fntb). The transcript is spliced from 4 exons. NCBI's taxonomy places the organism in Eukaryota, Metazoa, Arthropoda, Insecta, Diptera, Drosophilidae. Gene Ontology annotation, molecular function: protein farnesyltransferase activity. Gene Ontology annotation, cellular component: protein farnesyltransferase complex. Bases 99 to 1358 code for a protein of 419 amino acids. The record is from RefSeq and is a predicted model, not a curated record. Gene Ontology annotation, biological process: protein farnesylation.
AGUCGAACUUUCAUCACACAAACAAAAACCAUUCACUUAUAAUUCCUCGGCAAAUCUUUUUAGUUUAUUUAAUUUAAUUUAACCGGCUUGGAGUAAAAAUGGGAACCGAGGAGGAGCUGCUGUUCCGCAACUUCCAGCGCCUGAAGAGAUACAUCUUCGACGACGAGAAGGUGUCCACCACCACAUCCCGCGAGCAGCAAAAGACGGAGAGCUCGGUGGAGAAAUGCUUCGACCGCUUCGAGCAGAUAAUGUUCACCAACCCGCGCCUCACCCAGAUCUUCCGGCUGGAGCACCAGUACUACCUGGACGCGAUGCUAAGGCGGCUGCCCUCCAAUUACGAAUGCCUGGACAGCAGUCGUGCGUGGUGCGUUUACUGGAUCCUGCAGGCGGCCCAGCUACUUAGCUUUAACUUCGACGACCAGACAUUAGACCACGUGGUCCAGUUUCUAAGCAAAUGCCGUACGCCGACUGGGGGUUUUGGAGGAGGACCUGGACAGUAUGCCCAUCUGGCGCCCACCUAUGCAGCAGUGAACAGUCUGUGCAUCAUCGGAAGCGAGCAGGCGUACCGUGCCAUCGACCGACCGACUUUGGUCCAGUUCCUGUUUAGUGUGCGUGACGCGGACGGUUCCUUCCGGCUCCACGUGGAUGGUGAGACGGAUGUGCGUGGCGCCUACUGCGCCAUCUCCUGCGCAAAACUGCUAAAUCUUCCCGAGCCAGUGAUCAAGGAGCUGUUUGCCGGCACUGGAGACUGGAUAGCACAGUGUCAGACAUACGAGGGAGGAUUUGGCGGAGCCCCUGGUCUAGAGGCCCAUGGUGGAUACACCUUCUGCGGAAUCGCUGGCUUGGCGCUGCUCAACGAGGCUGAUAAGUGUGACAGGCAGGCUCUGCUCAAGUGGACACUGCGCCGUCAGAUGCGCUACGAAGGCGGCUUCCAAGGGAGGACCAACAAACUGGUUGAUGGCUGCUACUCCUUCUGGGUAGGCGCCACCAUUCCCAUUACGCAGGCUACGCUAUCCGGCGUCGACAAGCAAAUGGAGCACACCCUUUUCGAUGUUGAGGCCCUGCAGGAGUAUAUCCUGCUCUGCUGCCAAAAGCAGAACGGCGGGCUUAUCGACAAACCCGGAAAACCGCAGGAUCUCUACCACACCUGCUAUACCCUCAGUGGCGUUUCCAUUGCCCAGCACUCGGAGUGCGCCAAUAGCCCCCAGGUCCUGGGCGACACCAUUAACGAGCUACUGCCCACCCACCCACUGUUUAACGUCCCACCAAAGUCCGUUGCAGCUGCCAGGAGCCACUUCAGCAAUUCCAAUGACACAGAGUUCUCGGGAAAGGACAGUCCCAGCAAGAAGGAGAGUUAAGGCUUCAGGAUAGGAGGAGGCUGCGCAAUGAGGAGCUUUCGUUGGAUGGUGGUUUACCUUUAAAGAACUAAAUUUGCUUUAAUAAAUUAAUCUUUGAAAUAUUGUA